UAGUUUACAAUCUCGAGUCAAAAGUGGAAGCAAACUGUAAGGCUCUAUUUUGAGAGAGAGAGAGAGAGAGAGAGAGAGAGAGGGGUAGGUAUUGCAUGGACAGAUAGAGAGAACUGAGAAGACAACACAGUCCACCACCAUCAUUAAUCUCACUCCUAUGAUAGUAUAUAGCACCACCGCCAACCCACAUCACCAACACCACUAACCUACUUAACGUGUUUCAUUUUUCCAGCUUUGCCUUAUCUAAUUAACCAGGAAGCUACUAGAAACCAUCCUACUUUACUGAAAGUGAAGCUUCACAAAGCCUAUAUAAAGGUGCCCCUACCCGGACGAUUUUCUUCGCAACCAGUGGUUCUGUCAAGCACUACUGCUACCUAUACAUUGACGUACAUAACAUUGAGAGAGAGAGAGAGAGAGAGAGAGAGAGAGUAUUCACAUUCCAUUUGACAUUGUUUAAAUAUGGUUAGUUAUUCUAAAGUGAUUGGUAUUGCAUUCUUGGGUUUGCUCUUUGUAGACCUCUGCGUUGCAGCUAGGUCAUCCAAGGCUAUCUUUGGUAGUAAGAAAGGUGGGGGAGGAGGGGGUGGAGGUGGUGGUGGUGGUGGUGGUUCGACACUCAAGUCAGGUUCUGGUGGUGGAUCCGGUUACGGAUCUGGGAGUGGUUCUGGGUAUGGUGGUUCCAAGGGCGAAGGUGGUGGAGGUGGAGGUGGCGGUGGAGGUGGGGGUGGGGGUGGAGGCAAAGGUGGUUCCGGCUCUGGGUAUGGGUCUGGGAGUGGAUCCGGCUACGGGUCUGGUAGUGGAACAGGAGGUGGUGGUGGCGGUGGACAAGGUGGAGGCGGCGGCGGCGGUGGAGGUUUAGGGUACGGCUCCGAAAGCGGGUCUGGCUAUGGAAGUGGCAGCGGGUCUGGAUAUGGAAGUGGUAGCGGCGGCGGUGGAGGCGGAGGAGGAGGUGGCGGGGGUGGCGGCAGAGGUGGGUCUGGAUAUGGGUCAGGUAGUGGCUCUGGUUAUGGUUCAGGGUAUGGGCCUGGGUAUGGCAGCGAUCAGGACGCCAAUGAGCCGUGAACUUGCUGCCCGUCUUCUCUAAUAAUGGUACUACCAUUCAAUCAUUUGCCUGUCUAAGUCGGAAAUAAAAUUGCAGCGGAGCUUCACCAUAUUUAUAGGAGAAAAGUGGUUUGAGGACGUUGCAUAUCUGCAUGUAUACUCGCUUCCCCAGUACAGUACAUUAGUACCUACUAUGACUUAAUAAAUCCAUAAAGAGAACUUUAUUUUUAAGGAAA
Rhododendron vialii is the source of this 1274-nucleotide messenger RNA. Its product is annotated as putative glycine-rich cell wall structural protein 1. The coding region runs from base 460 to 1059 and encodes 199 amino acids. The record is from RefSeq and is a predicted model, not a curated record. The transcript has a single exon. NCBI's taxonomy places the organism in Eukaryota, Viridiplantae, Streptophyta, Magnoliopsida, Ericales, Ericaceae.